This is a messenger RNA of Tyto alba (common barn owl), 5377 nucleotides long. It is a transcript of the gene ZDHHC1, whose product is annotated as zinc finger DHHC-type containing 1. NCBI's taxonomy places the organism in Eukaryota, Metazoa, Chordata, Aves, Strigiformes, Tytonidae. The transcript is spliced from 12 exons. The coding region runs from base 1197 to 2882 and encodes 561 amino acids. The record is from RefSeq and is a predicted model, not a curated record. Gene Ontology annotation, biological process: protein targeting to membrane; peptidyl-L-cysteine S-palmitoylation. Gene Ontology annotation, cellular component: Golgi apparatus; endoplasmic reticulum. Gene Ontology annotation, molecular function: protein-cysteine S-palmitoyltransferase activity.
ACCAGCAUUUAUACUACCUUAACCACACAUAUUCAUUGCAUUUUUAUCAUACUCGUAACUUUUCUGGGAACUCAUUUAGCAUACGUUAACGUCUUUUGUGCAUGUCAGUUGGAGUCCUCGGGUGGUUGUCGGGGGUCUGCAGAUGAAGGCUCGUAGUCUUCUUCACCGUGUCUGCCAGCUGACCAUUACUUCUGCGCAAACUCAGUCCUGUGGUCACGUACAUCUUGUCCUUCAAGGCUGGCCUCCUCUGGUUUUGUUGUUAAUUUGCAGCUUCUUUAUCUUUAUGUUUCUUUGCACCUGCCACUACAAGGCCAAACCGUCUCCAGUAAGAUUAUUUAUGAGUGCUUUACCCUACAGUUAUUCCAGCUACUCCUCUAAAGAUCAGUAUUUGUUCUGCAGCACAACCGUUAAAUGGUUAAAACGCCUUAAAAAUUCUGUUCCACAAAUAGCUAUGUUCUAAUAAUCUUAGUUUGCAGGUACCAUUAGCAGCCAAAGGCCACACGGAGGGAGGGUGAGGCUUUUUCCAAUCCCAGUCACCCAGCGCCACCAGUUAUCAAGCCCUCAGUUUGGAAAACCCCUGCCGCCGCCUCAAGCCGCGGGAGGAAGGGCAAGCGGGGGGUCCCCCCCCCCCCCCAGAAGGCUGUCCCCGGGUUUGGGGGGGCCCCGCACCCGGGCCGAUGUGGGAGGAGGGUCCCCCCACACCCCGGUUCCUGUGGCGGGAGGCCCCGCUCCUUCCCCCGCCCCCCGCUCCGCGGAGCGGCCGGCAGGCGCCCGGCGGUGUUUUGUCGCCUGCGCCCCGCCGUAGCCCCGUCCGUUGCCAUGGCGACGGGCCCAGCGGCCUGAGCCCGCCGGAGGCGCCGGGAGCUGCCGCAGCGGCCUCAGCGGGGGGGGCCCCGCUACCCGCCCGGGCAUGAGGCCGGUAACGGGGCCUCUUCCAACCGCCUCUGCGGGGAGAAGCCUGCUUGUUGAUACGACUGGGCUGAUGGGCAUAAAUUACAUUCUUUUGUAUUCUUACCCACUACUUCUCUACCAGCUGACCUCAAAAGACAUUUCCAGCCCUUUUCCUGGGACUGAUGCAGGACCAUCGGUGUAUCAAGAUCUGAAUUGUUCCGCUUGCUCUUUUAGCACGUUGGCUUGCUGUCUUCCAGCCCUCCGGCAUUUUUCUGGUACUGGAACCAUUAUCAAAAAUAUUGCAAAUGAAUAUCUGCAAUAAACCUCCUAAUAAGACAGCUCCAGAGAAUUUGGGUGAAGCUGUUCCUGAGGUGCAGGUCCAACGUGCUCGAAGGAAUGGCUGGAGCUGGCCUCUGCACCUUUUCCAGAUUAUUGCCUGGUUGCUGUACCUCUUCUUUGCGCUGGUUGGCUUUGGAAUCCUGGUUCCUCUCCUGCCCCGCCACUGGCUGCCCGCUGGCUAUAUCUGUCCAGGAGUGUGUUUUAUCUACCAUUUAGUUGUUCAUCUUACUGCAGUCUCCAUUGAUCCUGCGGAUGCAAAUGUGCGAGAAAAAAACUAUCUAGGGCCUCUGGCCACCUUCAAUCGUAGUCAACAUGCGCAUGUCAUUGAAAACCAUCAUUGCCAUGUCUGUGAUGUAGAUGUGAGUGCCAAGUCAAAGCACUGUGGAACUUGCAACAAGUGUGUAUGUGGCUUUGAUCACCACUGCAAAUGGCUCAACAACUGUGUGGGAGAGAGGAAUUACUGGCUCUUUUUGAAUAGCGUGCUGUCUGCCAUUCUGGGCCUUGGGCUUCUGCUGCUCAUCGCUUGCUACGUCUUUGUGGAGUUCUUCGUUGACCCCGUGAUGCUUCGCUCCGACCAGCACUUUGAUGCUCUGAAGAACCACACGGACCGCUGGUUUGUGUUUCUUCCUGCAGCUCCUGUUGAGACUCAGGCAUCUGCCAUUUUGGCCACAGCUGGGAUUUUUAUUCUUCUAAGCCUAAUGACUGUGAUCCUGUUAGGCCACCUCCUGACCUUUCACAUCUAUCUCAUGUGGAACAAACUGACUACGUAUGAGUACAUCCUGCAGCAGCGACCCCAGCAAGAGGCGAAAGAGGUAGACAAGCAGCUGGAGUCAUGUCCCUCCCAAGUGAGACCCAGUCAGGAAGCAGACGUUUUUUCAGGUAACCCUGGCUAUACAGACCCCGGUAUUCAAGUAGAGGAAUUCUCAACGGUAACUUCAGGAAAAGGCUUUUCAAAGCUGUACGUCCGCGGUGACGAAGCUGACCCUGAGCCGAGUUCCUCUCCUGAUCUCCCCUCUCUUCAUUUUGCGGUCCCUUCUCAGCAACAGAAAAAAAGAAGAAAGAAGGCGCAUAAAGCUGCUUCCCCAGCAAUGGACAGCAGAUCUAAAACACACGCUAGACCUUGGCCCUCGUUCCCAGACCCCCAGUCAGAGUUCCCAGCCACGGCUGCUGCCUCAACUUCCCACAACCUUCAUCUCUCAGUGCCAGCUUUUCCCCCGAGAGCUGCUGUGCCCCCCAGCAGCAUCGGCCUCAUCCAGGCGGCGGGACCCCCAGCUGACUAUCACUCAGAGUCCACCGAGUCUAUGGAUGAGAUUCCUGUGGCUCAGACUCGCCUCGGGAGCACGGCCCUUCGUGGGUCUCCUGAGAAUAACUCAAGCAACUCUCAACACUACCCCUUGUCCACAGACAAUCCCAGAGGCGACAGGAAAAAGAAUCUGUAUUCUGGGCACAAGGUAAAAAGGAAAAGCUGCCAGCAAGACAGACGUGUAGAACGAGACCUGGAACUUUUUUCUAAGAUUCCUGCUGUGUUUGUAAGUGAGAGCAGUGGAGAACCUCAUGUCUCUCAGCCCCAGCGCAGUGUGAGCACAUCCGAGCCACACCACAGAAAAUGCACCAGCAAGCAGCGUGUGGGCAGACACGAUUCCAUGCUUUAAGGACAUAAGGACAAACACCACAGUGGCCUAGUGAUCAGCUUUCCAAAGCCAUAGCCUUUGGGGACAGGACAAGAGGUUCUCUUUCUAUUUGUAUGUUGCUGUUCGAAGAUCUUGACUCCAGUGGCUUGUCUUUUUCCCCGGAGGCAGCAGCAGCGUCCCUCUACCCGAUGCCAUCCAUCUUUCCAGCAGAACUAGCUGAGAGGCAGUAAAAGCCCUGCUGCAUCGUUGCUUCUGGCUGCUGCCUCUUCCUAAGCCAGGAGUGCUCCUGAGCUCGCUCCCACUCUCCUCGUCAAGGGGGAACAGUCUCCCCUGACAGGGAUGUGCCCAGGGCUGCCGCUGGUUGAGGACUGCAGCAUCUGUUCUCCGUAGAGUGCUGAGGGACUCAUCCCUGCACCGCGGGCUCGCCGUCAGACUGCAGUGAGACAUUUCGUGCUGCCCAGCCAGAGGUGAACGGCAGCAAGGUGGCGAACCCGAGGUGAGCGCGUUGCUACAGAGAACUCGAGUGCUUUCCGUAGGAAAAGGCCGGGCCCUCCUGGCCCUCUGCACGCCAGUGCUGCGGUAACAUCCUGGGGGAGUGCGUGGGGAAGAACAAGGCUGCAUCUCAGCUGUUCCCUGCACCCCGAAAGCUAAAUUUCCCAUCUGCCUACACCGUGUCAGCCUUUGGAUCAUGCCCAGGGGCUUCAGCAGGUGGUCGGGGCGUAACCUCAGGCUCGCCCUGUCCCUGUGCCACUUUCCACCAUGCGUCCUCAAGCCAAGUCCACCACCAGCACGUACUCUGUAAGGCAGCACAGUGUGACCUGCUCCUUUUUCCCAGCUGCCCGGGGUGCCCCACAGUGCAGCUUUCUCCUCGGGAGCUCUGCGAUACAGCAGGUCCUGAAACCUUUCCAUCGCUUGGGUUGCCAGACCCACAUUAGUCCACAGCCAAGCCUGGAGUCUCUGAAUACAGAAAAAUCCUGCAGCAGACACCGGGGCACGUAGCCACUGCCUCGAAUCACAGAACCCUGUGCUGGUGCUGAGAAGCAGAGAGCUGUCUGGGCUGCCGUGCUACUGCGCCUCGCCUUGCCCUGCCCUCUUGGCUUCCCCAGGCAGCGUGCCCUGUUCCAAAUUCCUGGCUGAGCGCUGAGGCCGGGGCUGCCAGCAAACUCAGAUCUGCCUAGCAGCCAGCUAACCUCGGAGCCUGGGAUAGCAGCUACGCACACAUCCUGCUGGGCCUUGCCACGGGCACGGACGUGCCUGACACGAGUUGUCACUUGACAGCUGGCUUGGCCGGUUGCACCAUUUCAGGACAGGCCCCUGAUGCUGCACGCUGCUGGUGUGCACCAGCAGAGAAGAGGAAGCCCGGGAGGUCUUUAUCACCCUACCAAAUACUUUGAUGCAUGGAAACCACAACUGACCCUUUCUCCAGACUACAGGGGGUGCAGGUUCGGGAUGGACAGGACAAAGCAGGGUGCUGUUGCCUGCCUUCCCAGCACUCAGGCUGGCUUCUGCACCGCUCUGAGGUCCACACAAAGUCCGUUCCCCCUGGAGCUUUAGCUCCAGAUGGAUUUCCUUCUGGAGAGCUCACUUCAGCAGAGAGAGACAGGAAGGUGCCCGCCAUAUGUUGAAAGACUCAAUCCAUUCCAGGAGCACCCCUGAAUGCUGUCAGCUGGCCCAGCUCCCUCAGGAACCAGCCCAGCACUAUCACCUGGCCAGCACCCUGCUGUCUGGGGCUCGUGCAGCGGACACGUCAAGCGGUGCUUGCCUUCAAGAAGUGCUGUGGCUGCUCCUGGAAACACAUGAUCCUUGCAGAGAUGAAGCUGGAGCAGGGGAUCCCUCCCUUUGCUGAAGGGUUUAUGGGGUAAGUGUGGCUCAGAGCCAGGACCGUCCAGGCUGAGCACUCUCUGGGACAAUCCUGGGGAAAUUCUGGCAGGGCAGCGUAGGUAGAAUCACUGACCCCCCGCUUCUUUAAAGGGCUGUCUUACCAUCCUUCUCUGUUGUCUGAUUUUUGACUCCUGAAAGAGCUGGAAUGAGGAGCCUUGACUCUUCACCGAAUUACACGAGCCAUCGAUCAGCAAAAGUGAAGUCUCCUGUUGAAGUCAUUACGUCUCAAUAUGCAGGAAGGGCUGGCCUGUGGUCACGCUCCUUGCGGCUCUCCCCGCUGCUGUGGCCAGUGGUACCAGUGUGGGCCCAUCCCUUGCGGGCCAGCAGGCAUGGCACUGCUUGCCUGCAGAGACCAGGGCGUCUGCUCACUGGUGGAUCCCGGUUAGACAAAGUCCUUCCAGUUGUUUCUCCUCAUGUCUGCUGUCAUCCAAGGAAACUGCACCCCGCAGUCAUGCUGGGCCCAGGGUUUUCGGAGGCCAGCUGUGCCUCCACGCAGCAGGCAUCAGUAAACUCUCUCCAGCCCCUGAGCACACCUCGUGUGUUUUCUUACCCUUUGUCCGCGCCGAACCGAUCGCAAAGUCACGUAUGGAGCUCUUUCGUAGCUCCGUCCACAAUAAAGUUUUCUAUACCCUUUG